AUGUCUUUCGACGCGGGAGGUGAAACAGUAGACAAUAAUUAUUGUCAGACGGGGAAACCUUGCGCUCACAGAAAUGCAUUGCUAGACAGCCCUAUCAGUUUGGAACCGAGUGGAGAGGCCAAGAGAUUACGGAAUUUCAGCUUUCCUAGUCCCACUAGCGACGCAAACGACUGGUCGUUUUUUCAUGCAAAGAGGACGAAUGUCAGAACACCAAAUUCUGCGGAAAGAAGCUGGGAGUAUUCACAGGUAUUGGGGGAAGGUGCCGCUGCUAGCGGUAGAAAAGAUAGUCAAGAGUCGAAUGGUGCCUAUUCUCGCAGCGAGGCGCUUUUCGACAAAUUAAGACGCUACAGCUUCAAUAGAGAUUCGAGAUCCAGUAACGAAGACUUCGGCAUAUUUGAUAUGUUCAAAGUGUCAUUAAACGACAAGAAAAGGAAGAGUGGUGAAAACAGUCCGAGAAAGCCGCUCAUGGUGUCAGAGAGACGCGACAGUGUCCUAUCUUCCGUAUCUUUAGGAAGUAAAGAUACAGAGCGGUCUUUAAAUACCAAAAGACCACAUCACCGUCGGACAAGUGCGAUGUCGCUAGAUAAAACGUCCCAGACGGCCGCAUACCCUAAGCAUCCAGUGGCUCGCAACGUUGAGCCCAGUCAUGACCAACAAAUUAUGCACCAAGAACAAAAAUUGCGUUUAGGUGUGAAUAGAGGUCGCUCCUUAGGUCAUAGUGAACCCGUCUCCCCCCACUUGACCAUCGAAAAUACUAAUGAACAAAUAAGAAGAAACUCGGAUGGAUAUUUUCAAAGUAUGGCUUUUUUGAAGACUAGAAGAGGCACUAACAACGCCGGCCCUGUUUUUGCUGGUUUUCCGGAAACAGGUGAUGUUUCUCCAUCUAUAAUCGAUCUUGAUACUAUAGAGUUUCAAACGCCUUAUGGCGAUACAAAAAAAGGUUAUUCGUUGUAUUCAUCAUCGUUAAGUCCUUCAUCAAAAAAUGGGAAUCUCGUUCUACUGGACUAG
Molecule: messenger RNA, 1008 nt
Organism: Lachancea fermentati
Lineage: Eukaryota; Fungi; Ascomycota; Saccharomycetes; Saccharomycetales; Saccharomycetaceae
Source: the annotation of a GenBank genome assembly